AUGUCGAAGGAACUCUGGGGUUGUUAUUAUAGCAAUGCGCCUAACAUUGUACGGAUGUUGCGUUUCUGCUUCCUGUUGACUGGAUUGCUUUCAACUGCAAUGCGCCUAACUUAUACAGCAACAACCAACCAGUCUUGCGUACAUUAUUACCAAGUAACAUUAUUUAAGAUCUUGCAUACUAACCUUCAAUUAUUUUUGAAAGAUUCAUAUUAUAGAAAUGUCAACAAGGAAAACAUUUCAAAAGAUGAAAAAGAAGAAGCAUUACAAAAACUUCGAAUCCUGAAUUAUUGCAAGUAUACUGAGAAUCAACUGUUUAUGCUUGACGAAGUUAUAAUCUUUACUAACUAUCUGUUUGUAUUACAGAAUAAACACAAGGUUGUAACUUUGCAGAAUGCAAGUGACCAAAUCUUGGAGUUUCAAACAAAAAUAACUGAAAAAUUGCACGAGGAGCCAAUUAUUGAGAACAAUAAGGAUGAAAUUACUGCCAGUAAAAACAAACUUAAACAAGUCAAGAGGAAUCGCACUGAUGACGAAUACAACUAUGUAAUACAUAUCAAACGCAUAAGACCCUUUAUACCCGUUGAAUUAGAUAGUGAAGAAGUUGAUCAUACUGAAAAUGUUGAAGAUAGUUAUGAUGGCGAUGAUCAUUCGGCGCUGAAAUUAUUAAAGAUCCACGAAAAAUGA
Messenger RNA from Funneliformis mosseae, 684 nucleotides. The record is from the annotation of a GenBank genome assembly. NCBI's taxonomy places the organism in Eukaryota, Fungi, Glomeromycota, Glomeromycetes, Glomerales, Glomeraceae.